Molecule: messenger RNA, 2686 nt
Organism: Cercocebus atys (sooty mangabey)
Lineage: Eukaryota; Metazoa; Chordata; Mammalia; Primates; Cercopithecidae
Gene: GYPA
Product: glycophorin A (MNS blood group)
Exons: 7
Coding region: 145-633 (162 amino acids)
Cellular component (GO): membrane
Source: RefSeq, a predicted model, not a curated record
GCCUCCCCUGCCUAUCAGCUGAUGAUGGCCGCAGGAAGGUGGGCCUGGAAGAUAACAGCUAGCAGGCUAAGGCCAGACUGACACUUGCAGUUGUCUUUGGUAGUUUUUUUGCACUAACUUUAGGAGCCAGCUCAUGAUCUCAGGAUGUAUGGAAAAAUAAUCUUUGUAUUACUAUUGUCAGAAAUUGUGAGAAUAUCAGCAUCAAGUACCACUGUUCCGGCAACGCACACUUCCACCUCUUCUUUGGUCCCAGAGAGUUAUGUCUCAUUACAGCCAAAUGAUAAGCACACAUCGGACACACAUCCAACCACUCCUAGUGCUCAUGAAGUUUCGGAAUUUUCUGGUAGAACCCAUUACCCUCCAGAAGAGGACAACAGAGAACGGGUACAACUUGUCCAUGAAUUCUCUGAACUAGUGAUAGCACUCAUUAUUUUUGGGGUGAUGGCUGGUGUCAUUGGAACGAUCCUCUUUAUUUCUUACUGUAUUCGCCGACUGAGAAAGAAAAGCCCAUCUGAUGUACAACCUCUCCCCCCACCUGAUGCAGAGGUGCCUUUAAGCUCUGUUGAAAUAGAAAAUCCAGAGGAAACUGAUCAAGCGAAUCUGUUCACCAAACCAAAUGAGGAAGGAACAUAAAGAAGACAUAAGACUUCAGUCAAGUGAAAAAUUAACAUGUGGAUUGGACACUCCAAUAAAUUAUAUACCUGCCUAAGUUGUACAAUUUCAGAAUGCAAUUUUCAUUUUAAUGAGUUCCAAUGACUCAAUGAUGGGGAAAAAAUCUCUGCUCAUUAAUAUUUCAAGGUAAAGAACAAAUGUUUCUUUGAAUGCUUGCUUUUGUGUGUUAGUAUAAUUUUUAGAAUUGAUUGAGAAUUCUGUUCCAAAACUUUAGUUGAAUUCAUCUACAUUUGUUUAAUACUAACUUAAUCUAUUCUAUUGUAUUAUAAUGAUGGUUCUGUCAAAUGAAAGGGUGAAAUACCUAGAUGAAGUUUAGGUUUUCUUCCUAUUGUAAACUUUUGAAUCUGGUUUCAUUGUUUUAAAUAAAUUAAGGGGACACUAAAGUCCUAUCAUUCAUUUGCUUCAUUGUUGAACAGGUAAGAUAUAAUAUUACAUGAAUGAUUACUAUAUUUUGUUCACACUAAUAAAGCUUGUGCUCAGAAAUGCCAUACACACACACAUACACACAUGCACACAAACACACACAUUAUCAUUUAAUGCAUAAAUCAAUGCAAAAGGUUUUCCCAUUAAUAUGAAAUGUUUCAUAUAUAUAAAUGCCAUAUUUAAAAUAAUUUGUCUAACAGUAGAACUUUGUCAGAGCACUCACUGAAGCUUGCAUUCCACUGAAAGAGUUAUUUGUGUAAGUAGAGUAUCCUGAGAAGGAAAAGAACUUACGACCUUUCUUUAUAACAGAAACUCAACUCUAAAUUCAAUAAGAUGUGCAAACUGGACAUGCAGGUGAAUAUUUUAAUAGGUUACUAUAUGUUCUCAAUUAAAUUCUUUAAUCUGUCCAGUCCCAGUUUCUCUUAUUAAUAAAACUUUGGAAAUUUCUUUAAACCAUUUACAGGAAAUUUCUAGAUAUAGAGACUAAGGACUGUGACUAUAUAGCUGUCACUCUUAAGUUUAGUGAAACUUAAACAGCAAAAACAAAAAACAAAAAAGACCUUCCUGUGAUACUUUAUUUCCAAACUAAUAAAAAUCUAUAUGACUUUUUAUUGUUGUGUGAUAACAAAGUAAGUUUUUUGUAUUUUGUAUACUUUCAGGCCUGACAACUGAAAUUUACCUUUUAAUAAAUUUAAAAAUCUAAAUUUUAACCUACUUGUAUGCUCAGAGAGUGUUUUUGUAUUAAAGUGACUACUUAAAAUAAAGAACAAGACUAAGAAGGGAACAUUUCUGUUGAUACAUGUGUUUUAAAAGUAAUUUUAAGAGCAUUAUUAGGUUAAUUUAAUCCAAUUAAUGACCCAAAUGCCAAGGUAAUUUUAAAUUUACAUUUUUAAUAAAAGCAACAUGUUGAAACAAGAGAGGGUGAGAUUAACCUUUUCGCUCAAGUAAUUUACAAGUCAAAGACAAGAAGAGAUCAGAGUGAAUGUGCCAUCUUAACCAGAGCUACAGAAUUUAGUGAAUAAUUAAAGUACAAAUUGCUUUAACCUCCUUGAACUUUUCCAAGCAAUUUCUCUGUACUUCUAUAUAUGAAUGACUUCAUUAAUUUUCUGCUACUAUAACAGAAUACCACAGACUGGGUAAUUUAGAAGAAAAGAAAUUUAUUUUCUUCCUAGUUCUGGAGGCUGGGAAGGCCAAGGGCAUGGCAUUGACAUCUGCCUUGUAUCUGAUGAGGACCUUCUUACUGCAUGAUAACAAAGCAGAAAGGCAAGCAAAAGCGUAAGAUGAAGAGAGAGGAAACAAAACCAAACACAUCCUUUCAUCAGAAGCCCAUUCCCUCUAUAAGGCAUUAUUCCAUUUAUGAGAAUGGAGCCCUCAUGACCUAAUCAUGACCUUAAAGGCCCCUCCCAACACUGUUACAAUGGCAAUUAAAUCUCAACAACGUUUCCAGAGGUGACAUUUGAAUCAUAGCAAUGAAUUUUUCAUAGUUAUAUUUGGUAUUCGUGAGGGAAGAAAUGACCAUUUCCCUUGUAUUUUUAUAAUUAAAUCAGCAAAAUAUUGUAGUAAAGAAAUCUUUCCUGUGAAGAUACCAUGA